AUGGCUCUAGCCCUCGAUGUGCAAGCUGACAUCAGCAUCCAGGCUGAAGACUGUAUCAAUCCGUGGGAAGAGCUGGCUAAAAAGUACUGGUGGGACAGGGACAAUGCGCCUACAAAGGUCAAGCCAGAAGUGAUCAAGUCAGCUAUUUGGGAUCCUCUCGAGCAAGACUCCUUUGCCUUCCACUCCCUCGCCACUCUUGAGAAUUACCAGAUUCUCGAAAGAUUUCUUUGGCCGACCUUUUCAUCAGACUCUUCCAACCACCAUGUCCUGCUCAUCGCGGUCUUCUUCAAUGUGAAGCAACGGGCUCGACUCCAUGACUGGUUUCUCUUCACCAGCCGGCCUGCAGAGUUCUCGAACCUGCUUCGUCGAGUCCUCUCCUUGAACCUCGACUCUUCUCUAUCCGCGUUUUCUCGCUUGUCCCUGCUUCAUUUUGUGCUCGGUGCAUUUCAGUCUCUCGAAAAUGAUCUGGUCCGCAAAGAGUGCGCCCCGCUUGUGUCGAUCGCAAUAUGGUACAAUAUACAUGACGAAAGAACAAGGGAAAGACUUCUCGAAGCAAAUCCGGCGCGGAAGAAAGCAUGGAGGGCAGCUGCGCGAAGAUAUGAUGCAGCUGAUCUCGAAACUCAAAGUCGCUUACGCUUUGAUCGAGCAUGGCUGUAUACGAUGCUGAUCGAUUUCAUUGGAAGACUCAACGCAUCGAAGUUGACACAUUCUCAAGAGAUGGUCUAUUGUGAACGGUUUUUGGAAUUCUUGAUCGAUCUGACCAGUCAAUUGCCCACCAGACGGUACACGAACGCUCUGUUGAAAGAUGUCAACAUCAUCCCCGUGAUUCGAACGUCGAAACUGUUUGAAAGAGAGGAUGCUGUGCUCUUGCAUGACUUGACCAGUCUUCUCGAACAUUUUCAGAGUUUUGCGAUCGACGAGCUGGGCGGCACGGAAGAAAGACAUGAUGGCUCGCGUAGGGCACAUUAUCAAUCAUUGGAGAAGCUGCAACGAGUGGCCCUCCAACACUUUGGGGACAAGCUGAAAGUCCUGGCACUGUCGAACUUCGGGUCCAUCGACAAAAGAAGCGAGUUACAGUCUCACUUUUCUACGUUAACGGACGGCGAAUUGCAGGACCUAUGUAUGCAGCUUGGGUUUCGAAUUAGCUAUCCCUCGGUUGCCGGAAUCGUCGCGACCCGUGCAAUUAUGAUGGAGAUGCUCUUGUCAUCCUUCUCCAAGCCUAGAGAUUUCCGAGAGGUCGUCACCCAGUUAGCCGUACUGCCUACCGCAACCUCACUAUAUGACCCAGCCUUGAUGAGGAGCGAACACUAUGAUGGCUCCCGGCCACUUGGGAUUCCUAAGUUGAACCUGCAAUAUCUCACCAUUAGCGACUUCAUGUGGCGCUCAUUCCAGCUCUAUCAGGCUGAAGCAUUUUAUGGUAUAAGAAAAGACAUGGAAAGCAUUGUGAAACGAAUGAAGCCGAAAAUGGGCCGAGAACGGAACAGCACAAUAUUUGAAGGGUUCUCAAAAAUGUCUCUUCCGAUUGCAGAGCCUGCUGUCAUUGAGGUUGGUGCUCCAAAAGUUGGGCAUCCCGAGCCCAGCUUUGUGCGAGUGGAAGUGAUAUUGGACGUGAGCCGCCUCACGGACGGCAUCAGAAGAGAAUGGGACAGUCUUAAACCCCAUGACGUUGUAUUUCUCCUAGCGGUUAACGCUCGAAACGAUUCUCGACUUCUUACGAAUGGUCAUACUGGCGACCAAGAUGGUCAACAAAUAUUGUUCACCGGUCUUAGAGCGGCUGAAGUCGUUCAGGUCUUGGACGAUGACGGGCGAGCUCUCAGAGACUCGCAGACAAACGGAUAUACUUCAAGGCCUAGACGGAGGCGUCUGCUGCUUGACUUGGACGCAAGCGCCUACGCUAUCGACAAGCAGAAAUCAGGCCAGGUUGUGUCAGAAAUCGCGUCUAUGAAUGUGAUCGCUCGCAGACAAGGGCGAGAAAACAACUUCAAACCUGUGCUGGAGACUAUCCAAGCUCUGGUCUCCUCCGAAACUGUGCUCCCCUCAUGGCUGCAUGAAGUAUACCUAGGGUAUGGUGAUCCACGAAGUGCUUCAUUUCCGUCGCUGUCAAACCACAUCGACUCCAUAGACUACUUGGAUACAUUCCUUGAUUGGCAGCAUCUGUUGGACAGUUUUCCGGGGACGACUAUCGAAACCGGCGCCGCUGGUCGGUCCACUCCUCUCGAACCGCCUUAUGUCCUUCAACGCACCAUGAACACUAUGGCCGAGCCCCCAGCGAACCCCAAAAAGAGACGUCGCGAUCAAAUGGAGCAAGAUUCAUCUACGGUCAAAGUAUUGACCUACAAACCCCGCAACACCGGACCAUAUCCAAUGGAUGCUCCUCGGAAGAAUGCAAUCCGCUUCACGGCAAAGCAGGUAGAAGCAAUUGUAUCUGGAACGCAACCUGGGCUUACUAUAGUGGUUGGGCCCCCUGGGACGGGCAAGACUGACGUUGCAACACAAACCAUUAAUUUGCUUUACCACAACUUUCCGUCGGAACGAAUUUUACUUGUUGCUCACAGCAAUCAAGCACUCAACCAGCUUUUCCAGAAAAUUAUUGCCCUCGAUAUCGACCCUCGCCAUCUGUUACGAUUGGGUCAUGGCGAGGAAGACCUGGAGUCAGAGGCUUCCUACGGUAAAUACGGUCGAGUGGAGUCUUUCCUAGAGAAUCGCCAGUCCUAUCUAUCCGAAGUGAGUCGUCUUGCAGCUUCAAUUGGCGCCGAAGGAGCACAUGGCGCUUCGUGCGAGACUGCCGACUAUUUCAAUCAGGUUUUCAUUAGACCCGCUUGGCAACGAUUCUGGGAUAUCGCCAACGCAGAAAAUGCCACUGUCGAGUCCGUCCUCGGCUCGUUCCCCUUUUACAAAUUCUUCAGCAACGCGCCAGUUGCGACGCUGUUUCCUCACGGCGCUACGAUGGAGGAAGCACGGGAAGUCGCGUCUGGCUGUCAGUAUCAUAUUGAUAAGAUCUUCUCCGAGCUGGAAUCGAUCCGGCCUUUCGAGAUCCUGCGUGCUGGUCGCGAUCAAGCAAACCACCUCUUGGUCAAUGAGGCACGAAUCAUUGCCAUGACAUCAACGCAUGCGGCCAUGAGGAGAUCCGAAAUUGCCGAACUAGGCUUUCAUUACGAUACAUUGAUUAUGGAAGAGGCGGCGCAAAUCACCGAAGUCGAAACCUUCAUUCCAUGCGCGAUGCAAAACGCGGACCUUGAGACUGGCGAUGUACCCUUGAAGCGAAUUAUUCUCAUAGGAGAUCAUCUUCAGAACUCCCCCGUCAUCCAGAACUUGGCUUUGCGCCAGUACGCCAACUUCGAACAAUCCCUUUUUCUACGUCUCGUCCGCCUUGGUGUGCCCACGAUCCAUUUAGACCAACAAGGUCGUUGCCGCCCCUCGAUUGCCAGUCUCUUCAAAUGGCGCUACAAUAAUUUGGGGAAUUUGCCUUACCUCAUCUCAAAGCCAGAAUUUUCUCGCGCCAACGCGGGCUUCCGCUAUGACUAUCAGUUCAUUGAUGUCGCAGACUAUCAAGGGACCGGUGAACGUGAACCCACGCCACAUUUCGUUCAGAAUCUCGGCGAGGCUGAAUACGCAGUGGCGUUGUACCAGUACAUGCGCCUCCUUGGAUACCCGCCUAACAGCAUCUCGAUCCUCGCCACCUACGCUGGCCAAAGAGCGUUGAUCCGUGACGUUCUGGAGCACAGGUGCAAAAACAACGCACUUUUCGGAAUGCCGAAGACCGUGACUACGGUCGAUAAGUACCAAGGUGAGCAGAAUGACUACGUCAUUGUAAGCAUGACAAGGACGCGGACGCCGGGUUACCUCCGAGAUAUCAGGAGAUUAACGGUCACCCUGUCGCGUGCAAGACUCGGAUUGUAUAUUCUCGGCCGAAAGGAGCUCUUUGCAAGUUGCUUUGAGAUGAGGCCUGCCAUGACUAUCUUAUCGGAAAGACCGCAUAAAUUGGUUGUCACGACUGGGGAGAUGUUUCCCACUACUCGCCUACUCGAGGAGGAAGUAGAAAAUACAUCGGAAAUGGAAGGUGUAGAGCACCUUGGCCAAUAUGUAUAUGAAAUGACCCAGGCAAAAGUCAAGGCUUUGGGUGGACUAGUCAAAAUGCACAUGGAGGAGGAUGAGCAAGAUGGCUAUGCAGCCGAGGAGACGGAGGGUUUCGGCGCCGAUGUUGGAGAAGAGGACCCGUUGCAUGAGAUUGUCUAA
Molecule: messenger RNA, 4236 nt
Organism: Fonsecaea erecta
Lineage: Eukaryota; Fungi; Ascomycota; Eurotiomycetes; Chaetothyriales; Herpotrichiellaceae
Exons: 1
Coding region: 1-4236 (1411 amino acids)
Biological process (GO): mRNA splicing, via spliceosome
Cellular component (GO): catalytic step 2 spliceosome
Molecular function (GO): mRNA binding; helicase activity
Source: RefSeq, a predicted model, not a curated record